Messenger RNA from Etheostoma spectabile (orangethroat darter), 5477 nucleotides. RefSeq names its product phosphodiesterase 4C, cAMP-specific a (gene pde4ca). NCBI's taxonomy places the organism in Eukaryota, Metazoa, Chordata, Actinopteri, Perciformes, Percidae. Gene Ontology annotation, molecular function: 3',5'-cyclic-nucleotide phosphodiesterase activity. The coding region runs from base 373 to 2526 and encodes 717 amino acids. The transcript has 16 exons. Gene Ontology annotation, biological process: signal transduction. The record is from RefSeq and is a predicted model, not a curated record.
AAAGAGACUGAUAGGUUUCAAAUAAAGAUAAAAAAGUCUGGUAGAGAGGUCGUAGUGUUGGCUUUUUGAUGCUCUUUUUGAAUUUUGAAAGAAGUGUACUUGAGGGUUUUAAUUAGAGAGUUUUGGUGUAAUAAUGAGGGGGCCCAGGUUUAGUUAAAAUAUGAGGAAGUCAGGAUUGGACCAGAGGCAUUAACAGUUCCUGGAUUUGGAAAGGCCAGAGAGACAGCUACAGAAACUACCAUGUCAUGGGAAAUCCCUGUCAAGUGUAUUUGAGGAACCAGAGAAAAAGAGAUCAGAGAUUGUUCCUUGGACCAAAGUAAGCUAACGAGCAAAGGGACUAACUACCCGACCAGUGAGCAUCCUCUGUUCACCAUGAGUGAGCUGUGCUCCGAGAGUUCUGAGGAAGAGCAGGCUGAAGUUGAGCAGACGCCACAGGACCGAAGGGUGACCCGGCUGCCCAUCAUUCAUCUCAUGUCUCGAUCUAAAGUGGGCUCCCCGGGAGGAUCCCCGAAAAUCUCACCCAAAGAUUCCCCACGUGGGUCCCCUCGAAACUCCCCGCUGCUGUUCAGGAGGCUGCUGAUGAACCGCAGCAUCAACCUCCAGAGGCGCCGCUUCACUCUGGCCCACACGCCCAGUUUUGAUGUGGAGAAUGGAUUGGCAGUGGGGCGCAGCCCCCUGGACUCCCAGACCAGCCCUGGCUCUGGCUCUGGUCUGGUCCUACAGGCCAACUUUCCUCACAGCCAGCGGCGGGAAUCCUUCCUCUACCGUUCCGACUCCGACUUUGACCUUUCACCCAAAGGUCCUUCCAGAAACUCCUCCACCGCCAGUGACCUGGAAGAAAGCUUGAAGCACUGGGAAGUCAACUGGUUGUCAACUCGACAUACAGAAGACAUGAUUGUCACACCGUUUGCACAGGUCCUCGCCAGCCUGAGGACAGUCCGAAGUAACUUUGCCGUCAUAACCGGCCAGCAAGAUCGCACAGCCAGCAAGACGCGAUCCUCAGGCAGCAACCCUCCAUCCAUGUGCAAGACCAGCCUCGCAGAGGAGCCUCACCAGCAGCUGGCCAUAGAGACUCUAGAUGAGCUGGAUUGGUGUCUGGAACAACUAGAGACACUGAAAACUCGACACUCUGUCAGCGAGAUGGCUUCCAACAAGUUCAAGAGGAUGCUGAACCGAGAGCUCACCCAGCUGUCAGAAACCAGCCGUUCAGGGAACCAGGUGUCUGAGUUCAUCUCCAGCACCUUCCUUGAGAAGCAACAUGACAUGGAUAUCAUGUCCCCCCCCACCAAGGAGAAGGACAAGAAGAAGCGGCCCAUGUCCCAGAUUAGCGGUGUGAAGAAGGCCACCCACAGCCCCAGCCUCGCCCCCUCCACCAUCCCUCGCUUUGGGGUCAACGCCAGCCAGGAAGGACUCCUAGCCAAGGAGUUGGAGGACAUAAACAGAUGGGGUAUUGACAUCUUCAAGGUCUCUGAGUAUUCUGGGAAACGCCCACUGACGGUCACCAUGUACUCCGUCUUCCAGGAACGCGACCUGCUCAAGUCCUUUAAGAUUCCUGCAGACACUUUCAUUACCUUCAUGAUGACUUUGGAGGAUCACUACCAUGCCGACGUGGCCUACCACAACAACAUCCAUGCUGCAGACGUGGUCCAGUCCACCCAUGUCUUACUGUCCACACCAGCUCUGGAGGCUGUGUUUACUGAUCUGGAGAUCCUCGCCGCUCUGUUUGCAAGCGCCAUCCAUGAUGUGGAUCACCCUGGAGUUUCCAAUCAGUUUCUCAUCAACACCAACUCAGAGCUGGCCCUGAUGUACAAUGAUUCGUCGGUGCUGGAGAAUCACCACCUAGCUGUUGGCUUUAAGCUUCUGCAGGAAGAUAACUGUGACAUGUUUCAGAACCUCAGCAAAAAGCAGAGACAGUCGCUGCGCAAGAUGGUCAUUGAUAUGGUGCUGGCCACAGAUAUGUAUAAACACAUGAACCUACUGGCAGACCUAAAAACCAUGGUGGAGACCAAGAAAGUCACCAGUCUAGGAGUCCUACUGCUGGACAACUACUCAGAUCGCAUACAGGUCCUUCAAAACAUGGUGCACUGUGCGGACCUGAGCAACCCCACCAAGCCUCUGGAGCUGUACCGGCAGUGGACAGACCGCAUUAUGGUGGAGUUUUUCACCCAGGGGGACAGGGAGAGAGACAAAGGAAUGGAGGUCAGCCCCAUGUGUGACAAACACAAUGCCUCAAUAGAGAAGAACCAGGUGGGUUUCAUUGACUACAUCGUUCAUCCUCUGUGGGAGACGUGGGCCGACCUUGUCCACCCAGAUGCUCAGGAGAUCCUGGACACACUGGAGGAUAACAGAGAGUGGUACCAGAGCAUGAUCCCCCACAGCCCCUCACCCCACCCAGAGGGCCCGGGGGAGGGAGCCCCUGCCGGGGAAGCCUCAGCGCUCGGUGUGGCCGGCGGCUCCAUUCCGACCGACAAGUUCCAGUUUGAGCUGACCUUGGAAGAAGAGGGAGAGUCCGAUACAGAGAGUUAAAAGUUGUAUUUCUUUUGGCCUUUUUUUGUUUAUUCUUCUUGAUUUUGGUGCCUCCUCUGUCACUCUUCUUCUCUCACCAACCAAAACACCACCAACUCUGGUUUCUGCAGACAUGGUGACAGCAAGCCUCGGGGUAGGGAGUACGGGAAAGCGGUGUGGGGGUGUGGGUGGUGUUAUGAAAGUCUGCAGUUUUACACAGCAGUUACUUGCACUGGAGAGAGACAGAUAGAGUCGCUGUUCUAAUAGAGGACAGGAAACCAAGUUUCUGACCGGUCCUUUGAGUUCUGUGACUUUCAGUCAGUCAUACUGUGGAUGACGUUCAACAGAGACAAUAAGAAGUUCAAAAGAAACUUCCCUUCUACCAGCCUACCCAAGGUCUACUACAACAAAUGACUGUCUUCCUCUUUUAUAAAGAAAGUGAGGAAGUGAUGAAUGAGCGUGAAAACACAACGUCUUGAAAGACAUCUUGCCAAACUUGCAAUUUACAGGGACAACGCUGUUUUGGCUGCCUUUUCAUUUUUUAGUUUGUUCAUUCUGUUGUCUUUUAUUUAGGUCCAUAUGCGGUGAAAUACGGUAAAUGAAGGUACAGUAAACAGCAAACUUCAAAGCAGUGUAAGCUAAGCUAUGGCAGAAAGAAGCUAUGCAUGAUUUUGUGCAGGAAACUUUAAAUGCAGCAGACAUUUAAAGUUAAAUAAACAUUUUGUAUCAGUAGUGCUCCUUUCAGCCCAUUUAAUUGUGUUCAGCAAGCAGUAGUUUUGGAAGAAUAUGAUUAUACUGAAGUGGCUGGCAGAACAUAGAAUUUUUUAGGCUUACUAUUUCCAUUUUUAUAAUCCUAAACUAUCUGAUAUUGUAAAACUGAGCCAGAUUCAGUGUAGUGUUAUACAGUCAAGGAAUUACAUGCAAAGCAAUGUGGGCUGUGCACAUGGUGCCUCCCAGUGUUGACAAGUGGAACUGAAGGUCUGGCACUGGAGGCAAAUGAUUUGCAAGGUUUUGCAUAGGCGUAUAUGGAAAAUACAUUCAAAACAUAUUUAACUGUAGGACUUCCCAGUUAUGUUUCUAUUUGCUAUUUUGAUUCAUUUUUGUUCGAUUUUAUUUUUAAAUAUGUGUCACUAUUUUUUUUGCAUUCGUAAUAUUUGGCACCCAUUUUAUCAGUCUGCCUUCAAGUUUAGCACUUUAUGAAAAUCUUAUGUACGCAUUGGAGGCUGAUGACUGUUUGUCAAUGACUGUCUAGCAACCAGCAUCGACACGAUGCAAACUCUAAACUCUACAGUACAGCUACGAAUGCGUUUAGCCGUCCAUUUAAAUCCAUUACCACAUCAUGUGUCCCACACAGCAUUCACCUACUGAAAUACUGUUUUUGGUAACAUCCACUUGCAUAAAUUACUAGACUGAUGAGGGCAGUGUGUUAGAAGCACAAAGGUUGCAAAGAAGGAUGUUAGCAUCACUUUAACUGUAAAAUUCAGGAGACAGUUUCCUAUGCCAGAAUUUGUUUUCUCUCUCAUUGAUCAAUGUUUUGCUCUUCACAGGGACAAAGUCAAUGACAAAACAAGUGCCAAGCAAGCAUGACACAACCCGUACUGUAAUUUCCAUUUUGCCACUGGCUACUUUCCAUCAGUGACUGAUAAAGUUGGUUGAUUGUAGCACCCUGCGUGCCAAUCUGACCCUAGUGUCUCUGUUGCUUUUUUUUGUAUUCCUGUUCUAACAGUAACUGAAGCUGAUACUGUCUUAGAACAGUGAUGUGUUAUUUUGUGUGUGAGUGAAUGACUUGGUUGACAUUUUUGAUGUAUUUUGCUGAGAAAAAAACCAAAGCACUUUGUAUGGUACUUUUACAGUUCUGCACUUCCAUUAUACAGUUGAACAUGUAUAACAUGACUUCUUAACUGUUUUUCUGUCGGCAAAUGGUGUGGUGGUUGAGUUGAACUGCAUGGGCUGUGCCAUGUUGGAGAGACUGACAUUGUUUUAUUUGUUCUUUUUUUAUAAUUGACUGUACAAACAAAAAAGUGUUUUGUUGAAAUUCAUGACAUUGGCUGCAGGAUGUGAAGAAGAGCAUAGAUAACUUAGCCUGUGGAGCUAUUAACCUGUUUUUAUUUGAUCACCAUGAAACAUCAUGUUCCACUGGGUUAACGAGCUGAAAGGUUUCUCUUUGACGCCUUAUUUUCACACUUGGGAUUUUGUUUCUGGUCUUAGAUGUGUUCACUGACAUGCUGGAGUAAAACAUGUGCAAUCCUUUCAGUAGCUAUAAACAGCACCAUACAGACUAACACUCAAGGAGGCCUUCAACACUAAGGACUAUUUAACAACGGCUUAAGCAGCACAACAUGCAAAGAUUCAGUCUGUCUCUGCGUGUCACUAAUUGUUUGAUUUUGUACAUUUUCCUCACAGUGCUUCAUGUACAGUUUUAUUUAUUACUUCUUUACUGCUGUCAGAAACAAUGGGACAGUAGGCUUUUUCUAGUCUGGGGUGUAGUACUUAUGUGUAGCUUGAUGUGUGAGAAAGUCACACAGCACAGAUUUCCACUAUUACUCAGCUUUUUCCCUUCUCGUUUCAUUUCUUUAUGUCUGAAAAUAACAUUAUACAUAAGCAAAAAUACUGACUUUCAUGUUUUUCUUGGUAUGAAAAUAGUUUAGUGACACAUUUCCCUCUGAGUUUUCUGAAACAGCUCUCAUCUCCUGUCUUCCUCUGUUUCCACUGAUCGGGUCAGAUCAUGUAUUCAUGAAGGAUCUUACAGUAAGAGUGUUGAUCUGAGACUUUUUGAAUUUAUAGUGAAGAUAAUAUAGUCACACGGCCUCAAGUCAUCCUAGAUCAGUAUUUCUGUUUUUAGAGGCUUUGUGGGUCGUGAACUAAGACUGCAGCUUUGACAAUCUGAACUCUGCUGUUUAACUGCGGGUGUGUUAGCCCUCACUCCAACUUGAACUGUAUGCCUUGCCAAUAAAGGAAAAGCUCUUCACUCU